Lucilia sericata (common green bottle fly) is the source of this 3334-nucleotide messenger RNA. RefSeq names its product protein tramtrack, alpha isoform-like. Gene Ontology annotation, biological process: regulation of transcription by RNA polymerase II. Gene Ontology annotation, cellular component: nucleus. The record is from RefSeq and is a predicted model, not a curated record. NCBI's taxonomy places the organism in Eukaryota, Metazoa, Arthropoda, Insecta, Diptera, Calliphoridae. Gene Ontology annotation, molecular function: protein binding; DNA binding.
UUUUAGCUGAAGAAAAAACAAUAAUUUCAACAUGUUGCCGCAACAGUACUGUUUGCGGUGGAAAUACCAUCACAGUAAUUUACAGACCAUGUUCUCUCAGCUAUUGGAUCGUGGUUGUUUUUGCGAUGUUACAUUGGCCUGUGAGGGCCAAUUGAUUAGAGCCCACCGGGUGGUGCUGUGUGCCUGUAGUACAUUUUUCGAUACAGUCCUGACCAACUACGCCAGUGAACGAGAUCCCAUUAUAAUAAUGAAAGAUAUUACGUUUGCCGAUAUUAAAUGUUUAAUUGAAUUUAUGUACAAGGGGGAAAUAAAUGUGGAACAUGCGAGUCUAGCAUCUUUACUUAAAACUGCCGAUGAUCUCAAAAUAAAAGGUCUGGCCGAAGUAACUUGGCGAGAUGACGAGGAUGUUCCUCCACCACCCACACCACAAACAGAAUUCCAUUCACCAUCACAGUCACGCAAUCGUUAUGAUAGUUAUGGUCAUGAAACACAACAUAGAUCUCAAUCGCCGGAUGCAGAACGUGAACAGAAAACACCAUCACCCAAACAUUCGGCCACAGCUACACGCAUGCCCACACUGACUCCCAUACCAACGUCAGCGGUAUCAAUAGUAGCUGCUGCCAGUUCGCCAAUCGAUUCAUAUUUGGGACCAAAACGCAAACGUGGUCGACCACCAUUGGAUGAUGCCUACGAUGUGUUCAAUGUCAGAAAAUUGGGGCAUUAUUCCGAACCAGGCGAUAGUAGUGCAUACUUGGAAGGAUCUCAGUAUAAUGAUGAACAAAACAACCACGGCGCUACUUCUCAGCAUUCCAGACCAAAUUCCCCCUCAGCAGCAUCCGUUGUUUACCAACAACAUAUCCAACAACAAAAACAACGUUUACGUUAUCGACCCACACGAGUCCAACAUGAAGACGAUCUAAUAGAUGAUGAAUCGGCCACAGAACCAGAAUGGAUAACUAGUUCAUUAGAACAUGAAAAUGAACAAAAGGAUCCAUUGGAUCAAGGUGAAGAGGAGGAAGAGGAACUGCAAGAUAUAAAAGAGGAAAAUGAGGAAACUGCUGCUAAUAAACGGAGAACGGAAAAACGUUCUAAAGAAUCUACACCGGAGCAUCCCAAAAUAAAGGCGCUAAAACGAAAAAGCUCCAAGGAGGAAGCAUUGCAGCACAAAUCGGAAAACGAAGAUGAACUAGAAACAGUGGAUCCAUCUAAUGUGCCACAAACUGUGGAAGAAAUCGAAACAGUGCAACAGUCAACAAAAGAGAAAUCAGCUUCUAGUGCAACAAAUACAUCCUCUUCAACAAAUAAUAAUUCAUCCGCAUCAGCUACAUCUUCUUCGGCAUCAUCACCCUCUACAAGUGCAGCUCACAAGUCUUCAAGUUCAUCACAUCAUCACCAUUCUCAUCACUCUCAUCAUUCCCACUCACAUUCGCAUCAUCCUCCACCAGCACCACCACCACUACACCAUCCACAUCAUUAUGGCAAAUAUGUACCGGAAGGUUAUUUGAUCAAUGAACAUGGCAUCUUAAUGACUCACGACUUUAUACAUGCUCCGACGGCUUCAAUACCAACAUCAUCGUCUUCAACUUCCAAUGGUCAUCAUCCCGACGAAUAUGUCGAUAUAAAAAUGGAGGAAUUCAGUGAGGCCGAGUUACGUUUGACAACAGAGGAAAUGUCUCAAUGGCAGGAUGUUAUUAAAAUGGAUGAUUAUUUGGCUAAAGGCAGACGGCCCCAAUUCUGGGAGGAACCUUUUACGCGAAGAGUUCUAGAUGCCAUAAAGAAUAAAAGACUUGAAAUGAAAAAAGCAGCUCGUAUUCUGGGUGUAUCAUAUGGUACUCUUUAUGGACGUUAUCGUGAAGUUUAUGGCUGCCUCAAACAUCCAUACAGUAGUACAUCUUUAAGACCGUCGCAAAGCAGUGCUUUAACUGUGCAGCCCAGAUUUGAUGUUGUAUGGCCCUCACCAAAACCGGGACAAUUGGAUAUUGGUAAACUAAGACCGAAAGAUCUAAGUGAACUCUGGACUCGACCGCAAAUGUGAAAAAAGUUUCCCCCCUACGCUUUGCACACAAAGACAAAAAAGUAAACAAUAGGUUUUGUUCAUUUUUUAAAUAACCGUUUUUUUUUGUAAAUAAUAUGAAUUUAAUAAAUUAAUUUUAAGAAAACAAGUAUUUAAAUCUUUAGCUAAGUUAACCCAAAAUCCCAAACUUUACUUAUAAACAAAUAAUAUUAAAUAAAAUAUCUAAACAAUUUUUAGUAAAUUACACAAACAAUUUUUGAAUAAAAGACAUUAUUUAGUGUGAGGCUAGAAUUUAAGUAUUUUUGUAUUAUUCCUUUAUUAUUUAUGUGUGUGUAUGUGUUUUUUUGUUUUACUUAAAUACAAUUAAAUAGAAAAUUAAUUUUCCUCUAAAAAAAAUUAAUGUUAAAGAUAAGAUCUAUAAUCGGCUCUGUUUUGUUAAACGAAUAGCUUUUUGGAAUCAGAUUUUUUUAAUCACAAAAGUUUGUGUUUUAAGAAAAAAGAAAAGUAUUUAAUUUAUAAUAAAAAUUAGCGCAUAGCUAUAAUGUUAUUAUCGAGUAAAAUUUUUUGGAGUUUGAGUUAUGGUCAUCAAUAUCGAACAUGAAAUUCAAUAUAUUUUAUCUUGUUUUUUCGAUCCUAAAGCUUAUUCACUUACAAAUGUGGUAAUUUGGCUCUAGAUGUUCGUAUUUGUUUUAAAAACUAAUAAGUUCGGUUUACAGAACAGCGCAGAAUUAUAUUAAAAAUAUUUAGAAUUUUGAUCAAUGUAUGUAUAUAUAAUUAUUGGUUGUUAUAGGUUGGAACCACCUAAUAAACUAUUUUCUCCAACUUCAGUUAAAUUUGCUCAACGAUUUCUUCAGAAUACUUUGACAUCUAAAUCUCAAGUUGGAAAAUAAACUUAGUUCAUUUACACAGUGUCAACCUAUGACUAUCAAUAUAAAAUAAACAAAUAUUAUUUCCAUAUUUAUAUGUAUUUAUCGAUUAAAUUAUAAUAAAAAAGGAAACAAUAUUAAAUAAUACAAAUACAUGAUAUUAAUUUUUUAUUUUGAAUGUCAUUGUAAUAAAAAAUAAAAACAAUAUGUCAUAAAUUAUUACACUAUGAUCGAAUGCUUUACUUUUUAUUCUUAAAAAAAAAUACAUUUUGAAAAAUUUUAAAAUUGGUUUAGUUCCCGAUAUUUGCAAAAAGAAAAGAAUUUCGUUCGACCGUAGUGUUUUCAUUCAAAAUAUUUAUAUAAAAUCGUAAUUAGUAAAAUACAAAUUUGAAAUAUUUAAUUAUUCUUAACUGAUUGUUCUAAAUACAUAAGAAAUUAUAAUAAAAACAAAUUA